AUGGAUCCAGUGCCAAAGAACACCAAAUUUCAUUUCACACAUCCAAACCACCCUUUGAUUUACCUCUCCGACGACCAAGAUUACUUAUGCAGCGGCUGCAAAACCUUCGGUUCCGACAGCCGAUACCGAUGCCACGGCUGCGAUUUCAACCUCCAUGAAUACUGCGCCAACUGCCCAGAAAAGCUGUCAUCUUUCCUCCACCAGCACCCUCUAAAUUUGAAAUUCCUUAUUACCAAACCCCAAAUUGGAGCCCUAGGCCACCAAUUCUGCGACAUCUGCCUCGACCCCGUCGACGGCCUCGUCUACCGCUGCAAAGACUGCGACUUCGACGCUCACCCACUUUGCACUCAACUCCCUCAAGAGAUUUCCCAUGUGAUCGGCGGCAGCCAUUCUUUGAACCUCCAAAAGCUUCCCUUUGGAAGCUGUGUUAUUUGUGGAAUGGACUGUUCCUCUCUUUGGGUUUACGGUUGUAAAGUUUGUGGACUCUAUGUCCAUUUUGAUUGCCUUUUGGAGCCCUCAGAAGAAUCCCCGAUUCUGCCGCGGAGUCGGACCGCCCCACGGGGGAUUUCGUUUGCACCCCCACCCCCACCACCGCGGCCAGUUCCUUAUGGUUUCACCGUUUAUCCAGGUUACCCUUCUGGAUACCAUCGUGAAUAUUUGUAUAAUAAUUAUGUGAAUAAUCCUCAGCCAAGUCUAUAUGGAUAUGCACCACCGCCGCCUCCGCCACCGUCGUCGUCACGAGGGAGAAAGCUUAAAAAGUCAAUGUUUUAUCUGGUGGGUAGACUGGCUAUGAAUGUAGUGACUAGUACUGUUUUUGGAUCGCCUUUAAGUUUUUAG
This is a messenger RNA of Benincasa hispida (wax gourd), 837 nucleotides long. RefSeq lists its product as uncharacterized. NCBI's taxonomy places the organism in Eukaryota, Viridiplantae, Streptophyta, Magnoliopsida, Cucurbitales, Cucurbitaceae. The record is from RefSeq and is a predicted model, not a curated record.